Molecule: messenger RNA, 594 nt
Organism: Nematocida homosporus
Lineage: Eukaryota; Fungi; Microsporidia
Product: V-type H+-transporting ATPase 21kDa proteolipid subunit
Exons: 1
Coding region: 1-594 (197 amino acids)
Biological process (GO): proton transmembrane transport
Cellular component (GO): proton-transporting two-sector ATPase complex, proton-transporting domain
Molecular function (GO): proton transmembrane transporter activity
Source: RefSeq, a predicted model, not a curated record
AUGGAAAAGCGGCCUACUUCGUUUAUACAGAAGAUAUCUCGUCUGGAAGUAAUUGGAUUAAUUGGACUAGUAAUAAUUGGGCCGAUUUUAAGAGGAAUAAGACGAGUUCUUGAUGCGAAUCCGUGUGCGCCUGCUUAUAUUGGCUUGUUUUUACCGGUUGUUUUGAAUUGUAUUGGGACUUCAAUUGGGAUUGCCGUGAUAAGUCGGGCUAUUUCUGGAGCAAGUAUUAGAACACCAGGAAUUGUAUACAAAGGUUUGAUUGGGAUGGUUAUUUGUGAAGCUAAUUUGAUAUUUAGUUUGAUGUCUUUCUUCUUCUUAAAAGAUCGGGCAGUUGCUAUCUUUGAACAAGGUUCGGAAAUAGAGUUAAAACACGUUCAUUCGGCUUGGGCUUUAUUUGGUAGUGGGAUGAUUUCUGGGAUGUGUGGGUUGAUUGGCUCGUUUGGUGGGGCUAUUGUUAAUACGGCCUCAACUGUAGCAUUAACUGGGAGUUCAAAGUGUUUUUCCAAACUGAUUAGUUUACAGAUGAUUGUUGGUGGUGUAGGAGCAUUAGGAUUGAUCUUAUCACUAUCUUUGCUUAAGCUAUGUGCAGAUUAA